AUGUCCUCACAUANUUCAUCAAUUAAGAAGAAGAGAAAAGAUAAUUGGUUGAAAAUUCUGGAUCGUUGUGACAUUUUUUAUGGGAGAUGGGUGAGGGAUGAUGUGAACCCCUUAUAUGAAGCUGGUUCAUGUCCUCACAUAGACGAGCCCUUCAAUUGUUUUCUUAAUGGAAGGCGCGAUAAUGCUUACGAGAAGUUCAGAUGGCAGCCUAAACAUUGCAACUUACCAAGGUUGAGUGGUGGGACUUUGUUGGCAUUAUUGAGAGGGAAGAGGUUAGUGUAUGUGGGUGAUUCUUUGAAUAGGAAUAUGUGGGAAUCAAUGGUUUGCCUGCUUAGAAAUUCAGUGCAAGAUAAGAGCAGAGUCUAUGAAGCUUCUGGCAGACAGGAAUUUCGGACAGAGGGUUCGUACUCUUUUGUAUUCACGGAUUAUAAUUGUUCAGUGGAGUUCUUUCGAUCUCCAUUUUUGGUUCAAGAAUGGGAGAUGCCGGAAACGAAUGGAUCAGCUGGAUCAACGAAGGAAACACUUCGGCUUGAUCUGGUUGAGAGAUCAUCUGAUAAAUACAAAACCGCAGAUGUCCUUGUCUUUAACACAGGCCACUGGUGGACUCAUGAGAAAACAUCUGCCGGGAAGGGUUACUACCAAGAAGGUAGCCAUAUUUAUGGUGAAUUGAAUGUUGUUGAGGCAUUCCGGAAAGCUAUGACAACAUGGGCAAGAUGGAUUGAAGCCAAUGUAGAUCCCGUGAAGACCCUCGUUAUCUUUAGAGGAUAUUCAGUCUCCCAUUUUAGUGGUGGAGAGUGGUAUUCUGGUGGGAAAUGUGAUAACGAGACUGAACCAAUCGACAAUGACAGAGAUCUAUCACCAUCACUCUAUCCUCCAAUAAUGGGAAUGUUGGAACGGGUGCUACAGGGGAUGAAGACACCAGUCUUCUAUUUAAACAUUACAACGAUGACAGAUUAUCGCAAGGAUGCACACCCAUCAGUUUACAGGAGGCCAAAUUUAACAGAGGAGGAGAGACAAUCACUAUUGAGGUACCAGGAUUGCAGCCACUGGUGCCUUCCCGGUGUCCCUGAUACGUGGAAUGAACUGGUAUAUUCUCAAAUCUUGAAACAUGAUCACAAGCAACAACAACAUCGUCAUCAACAACAACAACAACAACAACAACAAAAACGACAGCAUGCAGCAGAAAAAAGGAAAGGUAAACUGGAAAAUACAGCUUUGUAA
This is a messenger RNA of Ilex paraguariensis (yerba mate), 1221 nucleotides long. The record is from the annotation of a GenBank genome assembly. Lineage: Eukaryota; Viridiplantae; Streptophyta; Magnoliopsida; Aquifoliales; Aquifoliaceae.